AUGGAUCAAGCAAUCGAUAAAUAUCAAGAAAAGGCACAAUUUAAUAUUCCAGUCACAAAAAUGUGUACAAUAAGAGGAAAAUCAAAUAUUAUUGGACGCAUGAGGAAUGACUGCAUGUGGACAUUAGAAACUGGUGACUUAAUAACACUAACAUCUGAUGAGAGAUAUGAAACAUGUUCUACAAAUGAAGUCUGUUACAUUUCAAACUUUGAGAAUAUUAUUAAGCUUCUUAGCAUUUGUGACUUGAUUAAAAUUGGAACUAAGGUUGAAUUACAUGUUGUAAAGAUAGUGGGAAGCUUUGUAACAUGCUGUGUAUAUAAAUCUGGAAUGUUGAAGUCAUUCAAAAAGCUUUUCUGUCCACAAAUCAACUUUAGUCAACAUGUAGCCGUUAAUCAAGAAAUUCGAGACUGUAACUUUGCAAUUAAUCACAAAUUCGACUUUAUAAUUGUUCCUAAUGUCCAAAAAGCUGAAUAUUUUCAUGCAAUAAAGAAGAUUACUAAGAGAACUGAUGUCAAGCUGAUUGGAAGGAUUGAAGAAGCUGUAGAUAAUGCAAUGAUUGAGAGAAUUUAUGAGCACUUUUAUGGACUGUAUGUGGAUUGUAAGGAAAUUGACUUAAAUUUCUUAUCAGCACUAAGAUCAAAAUUAGGGAAGCCAAUAUUAUCGAAAUACCCAACUGAUGGAUCACGUUAUGGAAUUCAGAUCUGUGAAGUUUGUGAUUCUUUAGAACUUAGAGUGACUUGCAUUCCAACAUUAAUUAAAGCUCAAAUAAGAUUAAAGAAAAUUACAGCUGACAUAGAUAAAUAUGCUGAAUAUAACAAGAAAUCAGGUGACAACAAAAAGUAUGCCUACAACUACUCAAACUAUGCAUCUAAUGAGGCUGUAAAGUUUCUUAUUAAACCAGUAAUUUGCAUCACAAAACGAGGAGACACUUUAAAGAAUAUUAAGAACCGGUACAUUAUAGCACUCACGAAGGAUGAUAAAAUAGCAAAAAGAAUUCAAUUACGGAAAAAUGUUGUUCCUAUGCUGUAUAUCGAUUGCGAUGAGAAAAGUUUUAAGGAACAAGUUACGGAAAUGACGAGAAUUGGAAUGAAAUACUUGUUGGACCAUAAUAUCAUAGUCAAUGAGAAAUCUGUUGCUGUGCAGUAUGAUGAUGGAGAAAUAAAUUAA
Chironomus riparius is the source of this 1167-nucleotide messenger RNA. Lineage: Eukaryota; Metazoa; Arthropoda; Insecta; Diptera; Chironomidae. The record is from the annotation of a GenBank genome assembly.